GAAGCGCUUCAAGAGAACAUUAUUAUUAUGGUGGAGAGAUCGACGGCACCGGGAAUCAGACCAAGAAACGGCUCUAAAUCCACGGUAGAUUUACCGUCGAUAGACCAUCUGCAGUUAUUGUAACGAUCGAUUAUUUUAUUGUGACUGUUUUGACCGAGAAGCCAACACAAUUCCUACAUCAUCCGAUACUGCUUUGCUAAAAAAGUGACAGCUGUGGUCUUUCUGCAUGCAGCAAUAGGUUCCAUCGCCGCUAGGACGAGCCUGCGUCGACUGAGACAUUGUGAUAGGCUGGCUAUGGGAGAAGGAACCGGCUGCAUGCACCUCCGCCUCCCUCCUCCAGCGUCAGCAGCGAGGACGGUACCGCUCAGUGCCUGUAUCACCCGUUAACGGGAUGACGCAGUGAACCAAGCCUCCUCACGCACCGAACGCUGGAUUCCGCAUGAGGACUGAUUGAGUAGAAAUAGAGGGAGACAAGAGGUGAUGCUGAUCUAGUGAUGAGAAGGGAACGCCUAUUCAUUUUCCCGAUUGAUUUAUCAGGACCUUAACAGCCGACACGGGGUCUCUACCCGGGUUUCAACAACCAAUUAAUCCCCUCGCACGAGGGAGGACAUUUGUCAUUCCGAGGCGAUGGGAACCGCGCGUGGAUGCCGGACUGCGGUUUAAACGUGCACGUGUCUCUCUCUGAAAGCGCCGCUGUGAUGGAGCACGAAGAAAGUAGCGACGCGGAGGUUGCUGCCGAGCCCCUGCUGCACGGUAUUCACGCGCCCAAUCGGAUCAGGCCCUCGUCGUACCGGGCACUGCGGAGCGCCGUUUCCAGCCUGGCGCGCAUCGAUGACUUCGUAUGUGAGAAGAUCGGGUCAGGGUUCUUUUCAGAGGUCUUCAAGGUGCAGCACAGGAUGACAGGCCAGGUGAUGGCCCUAAAGAUGAACACUCUGGCCAGCAACAAGGCCAACAUGCUCAGGGAGGUCCAGCUCAUGAACCGGCUCUGCCACCCCAAUAUACUCGGGUUCCUGGGAGUGUGUGUACACGAGGGCCAACUCCAUGCUCUAACUGAGUACAUCAACGGGGGUAACCUGGAGCAGCUGCUGGACAGUGACAGGUAUCUGUCGUGGUCGGUGAGGAUGGGUCUGUCUCAGGACAUCUCCUGCGGCCUGCAGUACCUCCACAGCAAGGGCAUCUUCCACAGAGACCUCACCUCCAAGAACUGUCUGGUGCGCUGUGAGAAUGGUGUGUUCACUGCAGUAGUGGGAGACUUUGGUCUGGCAGAGAAGAUUCCAGACUACAGUGACGGGGCUGAUAAGCAGCCUCUGGCUGUGGUGGGCUCCCCCUACUGGAUGGCCCCGGAGGUGCUGAGAGGAGAGCUCUAUGAUGAAAAGGUGGAUGUGUUUGCUUAUGGAAUCAUCCUGUGUGAGAUCAUCGCCCGGAUAGAGGCUGAUCCAGACUUCCUACCUCGCACUGAGGACUUUGGCCUCGAUGUAGAUGCCUUUGAGAACCUGAUUGGUGACUGUCCAACACCAUUCCUCAACCUUGCAGUCCUCUGCUGCAAUAUGAAUGCAAAGAUACGUCCCUCAUUCUCUGAGAUAGUGGUCUUGCUGGAGGGGAUGGAGAGAGGAGAGGAGGAGAGGAAGACGGCCAUCCCUCUGGGCGAUUGUCUCUCCUCAAAACCCGCCACCGUCCACAUCAGCCCCUACCGACGACGGAGUUCCCUUUGUCGCCCCGGCGACCAGCAGUUGUCACGGAGCCAGUCUGAAAUGCUUCCCCAAACGACGCCCCCACUCGGCACCCCGGCCCGGGUCAACCCCUUCUCCCUGCGGCAGGACCUGAACGGGGGCCGCAUCAAGCUCUACGACACCCCCAGCAAGUCUGUCAUCUCCCUGACCUUCACCCUUCCCCAGCAGCCUGAAGCCUGCGCCUCUCCCCCCCUCAGGGGAAACCUCUUACUCCGCGGGCCCCCCCGACGCUGCCAGUCCCUUCCAUGCACCCCCGAGCCGGGGCGAACCCUCUCCCUCCUCCGGGACCCCGACCUGCAGCGCUUGGUGAAAGAGGAAGAAGAGGAGGGGGUAGAGGAGGUGGAGGAUAAAAGGAGGAAGGAGAAGGGUGGGAUGGUGGAGGAUGAAAGGAGGAAGGAGAAGGGAGGGAUGGUGGAGGAUGAAAAGAGGAUGGUGGAGGACGUGUCAGAUGAUUCAGGGCUGCCUCUGGACAUGGUGUCUCUGGGUCCUCUAGAAGAGGAAGAGGAGGAAGGUUUUUCUCUGGCGGAGGCUAUGGACUGCAGCAGGUCUCCUGACACACUAGAGGGCGCUGUUCCUACACCAGGGAGACUACACCCAGCCUCGUCCUCUUCCUCCCUGUUUCUGCAGCCUAACGGCUGGUGCCACCCAGUCUCCAAUGCCCCUUCCUCCCUCCCUCCUCUCCCUCAUCUGGACAACAACAACAUCUCGGCGAUGGUGGUCGUCGGCCAUCCGAUUGGCUGGAGGGCUAGUGGCUACCGCGCCGCAAUCCCGGGCCCCCCUGCUGGCCCCACCCCUGAACAAGAUGAGGUAAUUUCCUGUCCGGGAUGCUGUCUGAUUGGUCUGAGCUUUCCAUCCGUGUGCCUGAAGGGGGUGCCGACCCCUCGCCGCGUUCCACCCCGACGACCCUACCGGAACCUCAACGGGGGGGACAUCAGUGACCCUUCAGCUGCCACAGCAACCAAGGGACUGCUUUGUUGCGGGGUGAAUGGUAUCGCUCCUCCGAGCGCACCUUGCGUUCCUGGUCUGCCCCUACCUGAGGCACAGACUUAGGAAGGGCUCCCCCUAGUGGGCUGACUGACCAACAACAACAUCAACACCAGUGACAUUACUGAGACUUUGACUGGUACUGUUCAGUGAUGCUUUUACUAUUUAUUAUUACUAUUAGGAACUGAUGAUGUUGAUGAUUACUACUACUACCUGAAGUGUGUGUGUGUGUGUGUGUGUGUGUGUGUGUGUGUGUGUGUGUGUGUGUGUGUGUGUGUGUGUGUGUGUGUGUGUGUGUGUGUGAUUGAGUAGGUGGUGGGGACACUGGUGGUUGUAUUGGGAGUAAUAAGGGAGAAGCAGAAUAGGAAACCAGAAGUGGGUUAUUGAUGUGAGAUCUUAUAUAUUGGUUGUUGACCUGGAGCCAUUUGAUAACUGCAGUGUGUCACUGGUUUGUUCACUCACUUUCUACAAUCUGAAUCUUUCUAUUUGAUUCCUACUAAUGAUUCUUCACUGGUCUGGGUGGUGCUGGAGAUUUUGUAUUGAAUUCAAACAGGUGCUUCUUCUUCCCUCAAACCUCAGUGUUCUUCCCAUAACCCACUAUGAACCAGGUAUCCUCUCAGUGUGUGUAUGUGUGUUAACAGUUUGUGUAACUUUGAAACAGCAUGAAAAGCAAUUCUCCUAGCUUAUUUACGUAUUGUACUGAUUAUUUCACUCUAAGUUCUGUGUAUGUGUGUCAGAGGGAGAGAAAGCGCGUGUGUGUGUGUGACUGAAUGACUAAGGUUUGUCCCCUGAUGUCUGUUUUGAAAUGUUAGUGGUUUGUGUAAUCAUUUAAUAUAAAGUUAGUGAGGUGUACAUAAUCUUUACUAUAAUGUUUUUUGACACUAUUGAUGAGAAUCACUCCACUCUUGAUUUCAUAGGGCUGCUUGUUCCGUACCUGUUGAGGUUGACUGAGGGAUUUUGAAAUGGCACCCUAUUCCCUAUAUAGUGCACUACUUUUGACCAGGGCCCAUGUCUCCCUCUGCUGGCCUGGAGGACCCAGGCACACCAGGCCGUUGUGGCUCAGGCUGUGUCUCUUCCUUUCCUCAUAACUCUUUCCUUCUAGGAGAAGCCAUACAUGACCAGACCAGGGAAAAAUCCAGGCUUUAGUUAUAGACCUGGAGAUUUUUCCUAGUCGGGUCACUUAGUCAGUAAAAAGUCUCAGCCAUAUUCAUAUCAUAUCAACUGAUAUGAGGGACUUUAAAAGGUUUAUGACUAUAUGGCUAUAGCUAUUAACAUUCAUAACCAGUUUUAACCAGUUAAUCCAGCUAGUGAUCUGUAGGACAGGNUUUACAGAGUCUGGACAACUGUGUGCAUCAAUCUAAAGAAUUCCACUGUUCUGUCCCAUAUUGAUGAUGUCAUAAUGACAAUGGU
Messenger RNA from Salvelinus fontinalis (brook trout), 4124 nucleotides. Its product is annotated as dual specificity testis-specific protein kinase 2-like. The record is from RefSeq and is a predicted model, not a curated record. Gene Ontology annotation, cellular component: cytoplasm; nucleus. Gene Ontology annotation, molecular function: ATP binding; protein serine/threonine kinase activity. Gene Ontology annotation, biological process: protein phosphorylation; actin cytoskeleton organization; positive regulation of stress fiber assembly. Bases 645 to 2780 code for a protein of 711 amino acids. The transcript is spliced from 10 exons. Lineage: Eukaryota; Metazoa; Chordata; Actinopteri; Salmoniformes; Salmonidae.